Lepus europaeus (European hare) is the source of this 1306-nucleotide messenger RNA. It is a transcript of the gene TPI1, whose product is annotated as triosephosphate isomerase 1. NCBI's taxonomy places the organism in Eukaryota, Metazoa, Chordata, Mammalia, Lagomorpha, Leporidae. The transcript is spliced from 7 exons. Gene Ontology annotation, molecular function: triose-phosphate isomerase activity. The record is from RefSeq and is a predicted model, not a curated record. Gene Ontology annotation, cellular component: cytosol. Gene Ontology annotation, biological process: glycerol catabolic process; glyceraldehyde-3-phosphate biosynthetic process; glycolytic process. The coding region runs from base 16 to 882 and encodes 288 amino acids.
AGGGGCGGGUCCGCCAUGGCGGGGACGGGGCAGGAGGCGGAGUUCCGCUUCUCGGCUCUCUAUAUAAGCCGGCAGCGGCAGCAGCCGCGGCCGCACGGCGGGACUGACCUUCGGUGUGCGGGCCCUAGCGCCAUGGCGCCCUCCAGGAAAUUCUUCGUCGGGGGCAACUGGAAGAUGAACGGAAGGAAGAAGAACCUGGGGGAGCUCAUCACCACCCUGAACGCAGCCAAGGUGCCGGCCGACACCGAGGUGGUUUGUGCACCCCCCACUGCCUACAUUGACUUUGCCCGGCAGAAACUGGAUCCCAAGAUUGCUGUGGCUGCGCAGAACUGCUACAAAGUGACUAACGGGGCCUUCACUGGGGAGAUCAGCCCUGGCAUGAUCAAAGACUGUGGAGCCACGUGGGUGGUCCUGGGCCACUCUGAGAGGAGGCAUGUCUUUGGGGAAUCAGACGAGUUGAUUGGGCAGAAAGUGGCCCACGCCCUGGCAGAGGGCCUCGGCGUGAUCGCCUGCAUCGGGGAGAAGCUGGAUGAAAGGGAGGCUGGCAUCACGGAGAAGGUCGUGUUUGAGCAGACCAAGGUCAUCGCAGAUAACGUAAAGGACUGGAGCAAGGUUGUCCUGGCCUAUGAGCCUGUGUGGGCCAUCGGAACUGGCAAGACUGCAACACCCCAACAGGCCCAGGAAGUCCAUGAGAAGCUCCGAGGGUGGCUCAAGUCCAACGUCUCUGACGCAGUGGCUCAGAGUACCCGUAUCAUCUACGGAGGUUCUGUGACUGGAGCAACCUGCAAGGAACUGGCAAGCCAGCCUGAUGUGGAUGGCUUCCUUGUGGGAGGCGCUUCCCUCAAACCUGAAUUCGUGGACAUCAUCAAUGCCAAACAAUAAGCCCCAUCCAUCUCCCCUGCCCCCCUGCUACGCCAAGAACCAGGUAGCCCAGUAACGGCCCCUAGGCUGCACACGCUUCUCAUGGUGUCGUCUGUCCCCUCUCUUGGCCUAAUCCAAACUGUACCUUCCUCUGCCCUUUACAUCUUCCCCUUGUAAGGGUUGGGACCAGGCCAAUCACUUGUCCACUUACUACAGUGAUUAGAACUAAACAUGUCACCGAGACGGCUUCUCCUUGGCUGAGAGGCAGGAGGGGUGGGGCUUGCUCCCGGGCCCCCUCCAUCCCCAGUGAGGGCAGGAGAGAGCCCAUCCUCCUGUCGCCUCCCAUGCCAUGAGGCCAGGACGCUGCCCUCUCCCGUGGUGCCGAUGCCUGUGUGUGUUGUGUGUGAGCCACCCCACGUGAGGGAAAUAAACACCCAGCACAGUG